CGGCGGCCUGCUCACCGCCACAGACGCGACCUGUCAGAAGUACAAGGUCAGUUCUUGUUCCAGAAGCGGAUAUCGCAAAUUCCGUUUCAUCAAGCGCGCUAUCAGAGCUCAGUCUAGUGUUUGGGAGGGAAAUAGGAGCGAUACUUUGCAGACGAGCUGCGUUUCGUCAGUGUUCAUUGAUCGCGCGCUUGAGGUGGAAGAUGCUAUAUAACGCAACCUGCCUGCACGAGGUCAAUCAGUCAGCCAAGGUUGCUCUGCUCCCUCAUUCUCCAUCUCCAGUCCCAUCCAGCUCUCCGAUGGACCAGUGGUACAGUAACCAGUGCUAUGUCGGACAGAGAGAUUGCCCGAUGAUGGGAAGCCCCGACUCUUCCGCAUCGACGUCUCUGGUAUCUACACCCAGCGGCUCGCCCUUGUCGAAGGCAUCGCAGGAACUGGGCGCGAAGGACACCAAGGAGGUGCUCAACUCGGUCCUUGGGGUCCGAAAGACGUGGAAGACUUUUCGAGAUGGAGAGACAGUGUGGCCGCCGGACCUUGAGCAAGCUUUGAUUGAAGGUCUCGAGCGCCACAAGCCGGAGGACUGCCGAGAAACACGCAUGCUCGGACGAUUCCCCCGCCGCAACAAAUUCAUCGCGAACUACAUCUACGCAAAGACCGGGAAACGGCGGUCGGCGAAGCAGGUCGGUAGCCGCCUGCAGCAGAUGCGGGAGACCUGCUCCGAAGCGGGUCGUGCGUGCUUGUCUCUCUCUGUUUCCGCGCGUUCUGGGGGGCUGACGAGAUAUGCUUUGCGGCUUUACCCUGCAGUGCUACACCUGCUAUCACCGUUCCGACACCCGGCGCCUCUCAACGUGCAUGACAGCGCGCAGAGUGCGCCCACAGCCGGCAGCUCGCCUCGUGCCAGCUAUGAAGAUCCCAAGUUUGGCUGUCGGCGCACAACCAUCCACAUCGCGCUUAUCCCUGACGAGGACAGGCACUCGCCGGUGCCCGUCUGUUCUCCUAUCCCAGAUGACGAGCUGUCCUCUGGCGACGAGGUUCUGCAGUCCUCGCCCACGCCUCGCCGGCUGCGCGAUAUUGAUCCCAAGGUUGCUUUUUCAACCAAGACGCCCGUUUCGGCGAAAUCGUACUUCACGGUGUACUCGGCUGGAUUGGUCUUGUAUUCGGAAACCGUGCCGUUGGUGCUCAUGAAGGAGCAGUCUGUGAACAGCGACCGCUUCC
Mycena citricolor is the source of this 1212-nucleotide messenger RNA. Lineage: Eukaryota; Fungi; Basidiomycota; Agaricomycetes; Agaricales; Mycenaceae. The record is from the annotation of a GenBank genome assembly.